Messenger RNA from Sphenostylis stenocarpa, 1956 nucleotides. The record is from the annotation of a GenBank genome assembly. NCBI's taxonomy places the organism in Eukaryota, Viridiplantae, Streptophyta, Magnoliopsida, Fabales, Fabaceae.
AUGGCGAUUAGGUUGGAUAACCUAGAGAUUCACAUAAACCGGUUCCCACGGUUUCUGGGUCACCAUCAAGUUCGUUCCUUUCAGCGGUUUUCGCCCCAUUCUACAGUUCUAGGUCUUGAACCUGUUAAAGGGUCGAGGUUGAUAGCGCUAGAGUUCAAGUGGGGCGUGGAAAAGGGAAAGGGGUCGCAUUAUCAAGUUGGUGGGUUGUUUAUGGAUGGCAUUGAUGAUUUAGGGUCAAAAUGGUUUGGAUAUAUGAGGCAUUGGAUCGAUGAGGCUUUGGUGAUGGAGGAUAUAGGCUUGUUCAAGCAGUGUUGGCAAUGGUUUCGGUUGCAGAAGGACGCUGGCUGGCGUGCUCGAACCGUUGUGACUUGUUGCCGGGACAGGAUUGCUAUGUUCAUUGACCGGCAUUGGCCUAUGGUGUGCCGGGGUUGCUCCAGAUUUGGGAGCUUACUGAGGUUGUCAUUGAUUUUCUGGAAGGACUCUGCUGUGAGGGGCUUUCAGUCCUUCAUUAGGUUUGGUCCAGUGAUGCUUCUGCUUAUAAUGUGGAGCUGCUUUCUUAGUCUGACUUCGAUGUAUUGUUUGGUAUACGUGCUUGUUAGUAUGGGUAUUGCUGGAGUUGCUGUCCAAUACUUGGGGUAUACUCCUGGGCUUUUUAUUGUCGGCCUUUUUGCCAUCCUUAUUUUGUGGAUGUAUGCUAACUUUUGGAUAACUGGAACAUUACUUAUAGUAGGAGGUUAUUUAUUCUCCCUAAAUCAUGCACGUUUGGUGGUAUUAGUCGGAACUAUAUAUGCUAUAUAUUGUGUUCAAGUACGAGUUGGAUGGCUGGGUGUUUUUCUUGCCCUAAACCUUGCAUUCCUCUCUAAUGAUGUUUUGAAUUUUCUGCUCCAAUGGUUUGAUAAUGUGAGUGAAAGUUCACAUUCUGAAGAGCAGAAGCAAUCGGAACCAGUUGUAGAAGAUGAUUUCUCUGAAGAGUGUGAAUAUCCUAUCCCUACUGAUGAAUCUGAGAAUUUGCAGUCAUGUAAAUCUUCCAGUAAACCUGCUGUUACCACAGCAGUUGUUGAUAACAAGAAAGAACUUUCUGUUAACAAAGUUGUCACAGAACAAGCAACAACAAACUCAAUUGAUGAAAUGAAAAGGAUAUUGAAGAGUCUGAAUCAUUAUGAUGCCCUUGGAUUUAGCCGCCACAAGAAGAUUGAUGCAGCAGUUUUGAAAAAGGAAUACAGGAAAAAGGCUAUGCUGGUGCAUCCUGAUAAAAAUAUGGGCAGUCCUUUGGCAAGUGAGUCAUUUAAGAAGCUUCAAUGUGCAUAUGAGGUUCUUUCAGACUCUGUGAAGAAACGAGAUUAUGAUGAGAAAUUAAGAAAAGAAGAAUCCAUGGCUAAAAGUGUCUGCCAGAGAUCUCAUAGUAGUUCACAUCAGGAUAAUGCUGAUUAUCGAUCCGAAGAGUCCAGACGAAUACAGUGCACCAAGUGUGGGAAUUCACAUAUUUGGGUAUGUACCAACAGGACUAAGGCCAAAGCAAGAUGGUGUCAGGACUGCUGUCAGUUUCAUCAAGCCAAGGAUGGAGAUGGAUGGGUUGAAUAUAAAGGGUCUUUGGUAUUUGACAGGCCUCAAAAGGUGGAGAUUCCACGAGCUUUUGUUUGUGCUGAAAGCAAAAUUUUUGAUGUGUCAGAAUGGGCUAUAUGUCAGGGAAUGGCUUGCAGGCCAAAUACCCAUCGACCGAGUUUCCAUGUCAACAUGGUUGGCUUGGAGAAAAGCCAGCGGUGCAACUCGAGUCGUUUCCCGUGGGAUUUUGACGCCGAAAUGAUGGAUGAAGAUGAAGAGGCCUUUGACCUGUGGCUUGAGCAGGCCCUGGCAUCCGGUCUCUUCUGUGAGACCUCCAAGCGCAGGAAGAGUUGGAGUCCAUUCAAGUUGCAUCAAAAGAAAGGGAAGAAGCAAUGGCGAAGAACGUCAUGUUAA